GAGAUUUCUAGGGUCCGAGAAGAGGCACCAGGGGCUGGACUUGGUCUGCCCCUUUCCCUUUCACCCACAUCAGAGACAGAUCUCAGGUGUGCCUUAUGUAACUGGAUUUUGAUCAGGGCUCGUUUGAAGACAUCUCUAAAAGCCUUGCUUCUCCCCCUACCCCCCAACUUAAUAUUUUCUCUCCCCCGCUGUUCUUGCCAAGGACGCUUGGACUAAAGAUUGAGACAGCUGACGGCUGGAUCUGACUUGUCUGCUCCUGGCGAGAUCCCAGCCUGCCAUGAAGUGGUAUCUCAUCUUUGCACUCAUGAGUGCAGCUGGAGUCAUUCCGGCCCAAGAUUCCAACACUGAGAAGAUGUACGUAGCAGAAGAUUUUACUAUUCCUUACAUGGUCUAUCUUCAGUCCUUCCCGGAACCCUGUGUGGGGUCUCUCAUUCACCCUGAGUGGGUACUGACCGCUGCUCACUGCCCCUUACCUGUUAAAAUCCGAUUGGGAGUUUAUCAACCCAACAUCAAAAAUAAGGAAGAGCAGGUACGGAAUUACUCAAUGACGGUGCCCUACCCUGAAUUCAACGCAGGAUCUCUGAACAAUGACUUGGUGAUGAUAAAACUGUCUAAGCCUGCUGCACUCAACAACCAAGUGGGAACCAUAGCCAUAGCUAUGGAACCCUUAUCAUUUAAUGAUUCCUGCUUUAUCCCAACCUGGACCUGGAGUAAAUAUAAAAACCUUAGUGACCCUGACAUGCUGACUUGGAUAAACCAAUAUACUGUUCCCUACGAUGAGUGCCAGAAUAUGCAAGAUGAAAGAAUGGCAAUAAACAUCAUGUGUGUGGGACAACCUCUAAAGACCUUAUCUGAAAAUAAGGAAGUCUCAGCAGCUCCAGCCAUCUGCGGUGGGAGGUUGCAUGGCAUCUUGACUUGGGCAAAAGGAAGUGUCACCCUGGGAAGUGAAGGAUUCUUCACAGAAGUUAAUCCUUAUGCAAGAUGGCUCAUGAGCGUCAUUGAAAGCCACUGAGGCUCCUCUGUUCCUCCAUCCCUUCAGUGCAGUACCUUCUUGAUUUCUACACUGGAUCCACAACUCUAUCUUUCUUGUUCUUGAACAGAAUUCAUUAAAAAAAAA
Molecule: messenger RNA, 1117 nt
Organism: Balaenoptera musculus (blue whale)
Lineage: Eukaryota; Metazoa; Chordata; Mammalia; Artiodactyla; Balaenopteridae
Product: probable inactive serine protease 58
Exons: 5
Coding region: 278-1012 (244 amino acids)
Biological process (GO): proteolysis
Molecular function (GO): serine-type endopeptidase activity
Source: RefSeq, a predicted model, not a curated record